This is a messenger RNA of Batrachochytrium dendrobatidis JAM81, 1245 nucleotides long. RefSeq lists its product as uncharacterized. Bases 1 to 1245 code for a protein of 414 amino acids. The transcript has a single exon. NCBI's taxonomy places the organism in Eukaryota, Fungi, Chytridiomycota, Chytridiomycetes, Rhizophydiales. The record is from RefSeq and is a predicted model, not a curated record.
AUGGUCGAGGCUGAAUCUGAGUCGGGUGUAGUCUUUGUCCGUGUGGGCCAUGAACCCAUCUUUGACGACAAAGGCAGUCUUAUGCCAUCACAGUUUACUACAAAUAGUACCAUUCAAUCAGAAACGAAUUCAUUAUAUGGUGGCGGUUGUGGUCAGCGGCAUGGAGAUGCUCAUACUAUAAAUAGCGGGUUAGGCACGCCUACGGACAAUUACAAUUACCGCAACCAUAAAGGCGCCCAUUGUGGGCUUGUCAAGAAGCGUAGUAUAUCUAGUACCUUGUCAUAUAUCUCAUCUUCUAUAUCCAAGAUCCUUUCGCCUUAUAACUCCGAUGAAGACUGGUCAUUUGGUGUACUUCCACCUGCAGAUGCGCUGCCGUUUGAAGACCAAGAUACCAACCAUUCACCUGCUUUCAUUAAUAAGGACGAUCAUGUGUUUAUGAGCAAUGAUUUUACAGGAGAUGCAGGCCCGACACAUGUGGUUCGUUGCCAAACUGCUGGUGAUGAAAACCGUCUUGGCAAAUCUAUGGCAGUUGCUAGCACAGAUCCAGCCAUAAAAUCAAUUCCCUCUACGCCAACUUCUGCACCAUCUCAAAUCCAGCCCAAAAUGCACCGUGCUUCAUCGCUGCAUUUCACUCCACUGUGGGCACUUGGUGCAUCCAGGUUUCCACAUAAACGAUCGGCAUCUGUAAUAGCUUUUCCCGAAGAGUCCAACUGCACUUCAAAAGCAGCUACUCUCCCUACAUUUCUCGAUCAAACUCCACCUGUAUAUCUCACUUGGUAUCUUCAACGUAGCGGCUGGAAUGAUGUUGCUGUUGUUGACGUGUCUGGACAGCAAAUCAUGCAGUUUGUCGCCGUUUCGUCACAUAUGCCAUUGGAUCUUAAUGUUCAUCGACAUAAUCAAAAGGGAAAGAUUAUGUUUUCUAUUCGCCAGUCUUCCACUACACCCAACACAAUCACCGUUGUUGGAGCGGAUCUUGCUACCGAGGUUUUCAUUUCCAAAGAUCAUACAUCCGAUACAUGUUUUAUAUUCAAUGCUCCCGAUGGACAUAUUUACUCGUGGACUGCUCAGUAUAUAGCUAAUGGAGAGCUGGAAUUAUCGCUGUUUUCUGUCACAAAAAUCAUUUGCCAUUUUCGUAGAACAAACUAUUCGUUUACUCGGCUUGGGAUAUUUGAGAUUUUACCAGAGGCUGCCCACAUGGUGGAAAUUAUUGCUGCUACUGCUUAUGCACUCGCGACUCUUUUUUGA